Molecule: messenger RNA, 2640 nt
Organism: Amphiprion ocellaris (clown anemonefish)
Lineage: Eukaryota; Metazoa; Chordata; Actinopteri; Pomacentridae
Gene: kat14
Product: lysine acetyltransferase 14
Exons: 9
Coding region: 1-2364 (787 amino acids)
Molecular function (GO): acyltransferase activity, transferring groups other than amino-acyl groups
Source: RefSeq, a predicted model, not a curated record
AUGAACAGCAGCAGCGAGCAGCUGGGCGGGGGGGAGGAUGAGGCGGCCUGCACGUCUGCAUCGGAGGGUCUGGAGGAAGGCGAGGUGGAGGGAGAGACGCUGCUGAUCGUGGAGUCGGAGGACCAGGGCUCCGUGGAUCUGUCACAUGACCACAGCGGAGAGUCGCUGACCAGCGACCUGGGAGAGGACGCCGACGGAGGCUGGGCCUGCGAGGACAUGUCCUUCUACUGUGACCGCUGCCACAAGUGGAUUCCUGCAGCUCAGCUCCAUGGAGAGCAGCCCAGCUACCUGAAGGGAGACAACUUCUUCAAAUUCACCUGCUGUGACUGUUCUGAGGACAGAAAGGAGAGCUUUGAGAGGAUGAGGCUCACCUGGCAGCAGGUGGUGAUGUUGGCCAUGUACAACCUGUCUCUGGAGGGGACGGGUCGGCAGGGAUACUUCAGGUGGAAGGAGGAUAUCUGCGCUUUCAUUGGCCGACACUGGAACUUCCUGCUGGGAACAAGGAAGAAGACAUCGACGUGGUGGAGCACGGUGGCUGGAUGCCUCUCUGUCGGCAGCCCCACGUUCUUCCGCUCAGGAGCUCAGGAGUUCGGGGAACCCGGCUGGUGGAAGCUGGUCCAGAACAGACCUCCGAUACUGCGACCGGAGGUGGACAAAGCCUCCACCAAGGCUAAAGCCUCCAAACCCACCGUGGACCACAUCAUUACCGUGGAGGGUCUGAGGAAACGGGGUGCCAGGAACCCCGUGGAGAAUGCCAUGCAGCUGAAGGAGAAGCGCUCCCGCACCCAGGAGGCCAAAGACAUCCGGCGAGCUCAGAAGGAGGCGGUGGGCGGCUUCGUGGACCGCAGCGCCUCCUCCACGCCCGUCAAACUGGCCGGAGGUCGCGGCACCGGGCGCCGCCCCGAUCUGGUCCUGGAGAAAGGCGAGGUCAUAGAUUUCUCCUCCCUCAGCUCCUCGGACCGAACGCCGCUCACCAGCCCGUCCCCGUCUCCUUCCCUCGACUUCUCCGCCCCCGGAACCCCGGCCUCCCACUCAGCCACGCCCAGCCUGCUGUCAGAGGCCGACCUCAUCCCCGACGCCAUGCCGCCCCAGGCCCUGUUCCACGAUGACGAGGAGAUGGAGACGGAGGGGAUGAUCGACCCAGGGAUGGAGUACCUUCCUCCUCCCAGCUCCAGCCUCACCGCCCGUAAGAAGCUCCGCCCAGCGCCACCUCACAUCAAACGUGAAGCCGAGAGCGAGGACGACGAGGGCCGCGAGCGCGAUGACGACUUGGAGGAGCCGGUGGGACGAAGCGACGGUCCCCCUCUGUCCACCGGGGGGUGUGGUGGAGCCAGCGAGCGGCGGAGGAUCGGUCAUCCUGACAAAGAUGACGGUGGCAGCACCCAGAGUCCUCGCUACACAGCCCUCAGCCUGUACGAGGAGAGGAUGCUGCUGCGGCGGCUGGACGCCUGCCCACUAGCGCUAGCCGUCACGCCGCAGGCCAAACGCCUCCACAGGAAGCUGCUGGUGCGGCAGGCGAAGCGGCAGAGAGGUCUCCCCCUGCUGGAUGUAGACCGAGCCGUCAGCGCCACCCUCAGCCUGGUGGGAGGGAUCUAUGGAGCCCAGGAGUUAGGGUCGCUGCUGGGAGGCAGAGUCAAAGGGAAGUACUGCACCAACAGCCAGGAGCUGCGCAUCCUCGACCGCUUCCAGAUCAACCCGUCCAACAGAAGAAUCGUCCAGAAGAACUCCAUGUCCUUCUGGCACCGACUGAUGGGAGCCGAGGGCAGUUUGGACCAAAGCAUCAAGAGUCCGUAUACGUCCCGGAUCCUGAAGCCCUACAUCAGGAGGGACUAUGAAAGUCGUCCGGUGAAGUUGCGGCUGCUGGCGGAGAUCAGAGCGUUUCCUCACAGGAAGGAUCCUGACUGGCUCCCUGAGGCCGACGCCCCAAUCGAUUACUGCUACGUGCGGCCCAAUCACAUCCCCUCCGUCAAUGCCAUGUGUCACGACAGCUUCUGGCCCGGCGUGGACCUGUCCGAGUGCCUGCAGUACCCUGACUUCAGCGUGGUGGCGCUCUACAGGAAGGUGGUGGUCGGCUUCGGCUUCAUGGUUCCAGACGUCAAGUACAACGAGGCCUACAUCUCCUUCCUGCUGGUCCAUCCUGAGUGGAGGCGGGCCGGCAUCGGAACCUUCAUGAUCUACCACCUGAUCCAGACCUGCAUGGGGAAAGACGUGACGCUCCAUGUGUCGGCCAGUAAUCCCGCCAUGCUGCUCUACCAGAAGUUUGGCUUCAAGGCCGAGGAGUACAUCCUGGACUUCUAUGAUAAAUAUUAUCCGGUGGACAGCGCAGAGUGCCGCCACGCCUUCUUCCUGCGACUGAGGCGCUGACAGCUGUAGCUCCGCCCCCUGAUCAUGUGACUGUUUCAGGAAUGUUUCUUCAGGAACAAACUAAAAGCGUUUUGAGAAAAACUCGGCUGUGUUUCAGUCUGUAACUGUUUCUGUUGUCCAGUCAGUUUCCCUUCGAUCGUCUGUUUUUAGGUUUUUAUUUCUGCAGCUGUGAGGUUUGUGAGUCUCCAGCAGGAGGCGCUGCAGGAAGCAGGAGAAGCUGCUGGUCGACUGCUUUUAACUGAAUGUUCUGGAAUAAAGUGACGAGUCAAAAUUUCA